Messenger RNA from Micropterus salmoides (largemouth bass), 2147 nucleotides. It is a transcript of the gene ngs, whose product is annotated as notochord granular surface. The record is from RefSeq and is a predicted model, not a curated record. The transcript has 11 exons. Gene Ontology annotation, cellular component: Z disc; sarcolemma; cell-cell junction. The coding region runs from base 464 to 2068 and encodes 534 amino acids. Gene Ontology annotation, biological process: skeletal muscle organ development. NCBI's taxonomy places the organism in Eukaryota, Metazoa, Chordata, Actinopteri, Centrarchiformes, Centrarchidae.
UUUUCUCGAAAUACAUGUUUUCAUCAUUUAAGAUUUAUUUAGGAUGAAAAUGAUAGAUGGAGAGGAUGGAGGACUGAAUAAUGGGUGGGUGUGUGGAUUGGCAGAUUGCGAAAUUAAAAUAUUAGCAAAACACCUAAUUAUGAAUAAAUGUAGCCUACAUGUAUGUUCAGUUCUUGUGUUCACGUGUUUACACGCAUUCUGUUAAAUUAGCCCAUACAGGUAAGUCAACAGAUAAUUGCAUCAUUAUAAAAUUAAGAUUCUUCCAAAUGUCUAUAGGCUAAUAAGUAAAUUGACGUUGCCUUGAUAGAUGUUUGCAGGGACAUUCACCCUUGGGUUGGGAAGGACAUUCAAAAUUCCUCUGCAGUGUUUAGGGUAGGGCUGAGGGUAUAAAGAUCCCACUACAGACUAAAAAGUGUGAGUGACUAGUUCCAGUUGAAGUUGCAAAAGUUACACGAGCAUCAUCAUGAGCCGCAGUCCAGAGAGGAUGUCUUCCUACCGCCGGCAUUUCGAGGGCACACUGGCCCUUCCUGCCUACCAGCUCCGCGUGUCCAGUCCCUCUCCCACCCGCAGGGAGACCCGCCACCGGUCGGCCAGCUUCACCCGGAGUGGUGGAACGAUGGAGCGCAGGGCCACCUCCAACAAAGCUCGCAUCACCAGCAGUGUGAGUAUGAGAGCGCUGUGCUUUGGUAUGUCUAUGGGACUUGGGCCAAAACUGGACCUGGAUGCGGCUGUAGCAGAGAACCAGGCCUUUAUAAUGACUCGAACCAAUGAGAGGCAGGAGAUGGUGGCUCUCAACGACCGCCUGGCGGUGUAUAUUGAAAAGGUGCGAACCUUGGAGUCAAAAAACAAGCUGCUGGAGGCUGAGAUUGAGGCCCUUAAAAGCCGCCUUGUCAGACCAGGCCUCAGGCAGCUGUACGAGUCCCAGCUGAAGGAUCUCUACAGGGUUGCCGAGCAAAUGAGAGUCGAGAGGGAUAUGUCUUUGGCAGCCAAGGAGGCAACGUUGGGCCAGUUGGAUAUGCUGAAGGCCAAAUAUGAUGAGGCCGUGGAUGCCCGGAAAAAGACGGAGCAUGACAUUGAGGUUCUCCGUCCGGAUGUGGACAGAGCAACCACAGAACGGAUCACACUGGAGAAACAGCUGGAACACCUGGAGGUUGAGCUGGCCUUCCUGCAUAGAGUUCACAAGGAGGAAAUUGAUGAGCUGAUGCAGCAGAUCUAUUCAGCGGCCUCCAGGGUGGACCUGAGCUUUGGCCUCCCAGACCUCUCCUCUGCUCUCAAACAGAUUCAGUCUCAGUACGACAGCAUUGCCGCCAAAAACCUACAGGAAAUGGACGCUUGGUACGGGUCAAAGUUUCAGGACCUGAGCAAUGCCUCCACCAAACACGCUGAAAGUAUUCGAAGUUUGAGAGAGGAAAUCGCAGGCUAUAAGAAGGAUAUUCUCAACAAGGAACGUGAGCUGGAUGCACUGAAGACGAGGAACGAGCAUUUGGAAGCUCAGAUUCGUGAUGCAGUGGAAAAAUACAAGAAGAAGGAGGAGGACUUACAGGAGCGUAUAGAGGCGAUUAAGUUGGAUCUACAGGUAACCAAGGAGAAGAUCGCUCUGUUGCUGCGGGAAUACCAGGACCUGCUAAAUGUAAAGAUGGCUCUGGAGAUUGAGAUCACCACCUACAGGAAGCUGAUCGAGGGGGAAGACAGCCGUUUGAGUACCAUGGUCGGAAACCUGUCCCUAACAGGAGGCCUGCAUCUCACUUCCAGUGCCGGUGUGCGUGCUACCUCAGCCUCAGCCUCUGAUAGCUCAGUCCCUGCAGCGUCUUCAAAGUUAGAUCCAGCCUCCAGUGACAUGGCCAGUAGCGGGGCUGAGAAGGCUCCGGGUGCUGGCGGCCCCCAAUUGAAGGUGGCCUCGUCUGACACCCAGACAGACGGCAACUUAGAGGAGCAGGCAACUGAGAUGUCUGAGAGGAAAACUGUCCUCAUCAGAACAGUUAAGACAGAUGAGGAUACUUAUGAGAGCGACACACAGGAGCGCACCAUCAUCAUUUCUGGAGCAGCAGACGACACAGAAGAAGAAUAGACCAUUUAGUGCCCCCAAAUCUCUCUGAGCGACCCUUGCUAACUAUAUGCUGUACACCAAUGUUUCAUGUCACGUUAGU